Molecule: messenger RNA, 393 nt
Organism: Oppiella nova
Lineage: Eukaryota; Metazoa; Arthropoda; Arachnida; Sarcoptiformes; Oppiidae
Source: the annotation of a GenBank genome assembly
AUGGGAAUCCAGUUGGAAAAUAGACGACUUCCCUCGGCCAAGCUAUACAUGGCGUGUUUGGCCGCUCAAAUGGGGUCCGUGCUAUUAGGCUGUGCCUUAGGCUGGAGUGGACCGGCACUGGUAGAUAUGGCCCGCAGUGAUAGUAAGCCCCGGCUAACGGAAAGUGACCAUGAUACUAAUAUUAAAACAUGGAUUGGCUCCAGUAUGACAUUGGGUGCACUAUUUGGGGGCAUAAUUGGAGUAUUUUGGUCGGCGGCGGACAUUAUUAUAUUUAGGCGCUCCCUAUACUGCGGGCUGGCUAUUGAUGAGCUUUGGUCAAGAGGUUCUGUUCCCACAUUUGUGGCUGAGAUCUCGACCCCAAAUAUCAGGGGUUUGUUGGGAAUGGCUUUUAAU